This is a messenger RNA of Galendromus occidentalis (western predatory mite), 1890 nucleotides long. RefSeq names its product GDP dissociation inhibitor (gene Gdi). The transcript has 4 exons. The record is from RefSeq and is a predicted model, not a curated record. Gene Ontology annotation, cellular component: cytoplasm. Gene Ontology annotation, molecular function: Rab GDP-dissociation inhibitor activity. The coding region runs from base 81 to 1418 and encodes 445 amino acids. Gene Ontology annotation, biological process: vesicle-mediated transport; protein transport; small GTPase-mediated signal transduction. Lineage: Eukaryota; Metazoa; Arthropoda; Arachnida; Mesostigmata; Phytoseiidae.
UCAUAUCCCAGCUGUGCUGUCAGUGGGUGGGUCGCAGCUUGACUGAUUUCUGCCGUUAGUUGCACGAUCUUCGAUUCGGAAUGGAUGAGGAAUACGAUGCCAUCGUUCUCGGCACCGGACUCAAGGAAUGCAUCCUGUCCGGAUUGCUCUCCGUGUCUGGCAAGAAGGUCCUCCAUAUGGACCGCAAUAAGUAUUACGGGGGUGAGUCCGCGUCCAUCACUCCCCUCGAGGAUUUGUUCGCUAAGUUCAACAUGCCCGUCGAAGGUCUGAACCUGGAGGAGUAUGGACGCAGCCGCGACUGGAACGUCGAUCUCAUUCCCAAGUUUCUGAUGGCCAACGGCCAACUCGUCAAGCUCCUGAUCCAUACGGGAGUGACUCGCUACUUGGAGUUCAAGUCAUGCGAGGGAUCCUACGUCUACAAGGCCGGGAAAAUCCACAAGGUGCCGGCCGAUGAGAAAGAAGCUUUGGCUUCCGGCCUGAUGGGAAUGUUCGAGAAACGUCGUUUCCGGAACUUCCUGGUCUACAUCCAGGAGUUCAACUUUGACGAAGAAAAGACCUGGAAGGAUGUUAAUCCCAACAUCACCACUUCGCUUCAACUCUACGAGAAGUUCGGUCUCGACAAGGAUACCCACGACUUCACUGGACACGCUCUCGCCCUGUUCCGUGAUGAUCUCUACCUUGCUCAGCCCUGCGGCGAAUUGAUCCGUCGCGUCAAGCUCUACUCAGACUCGUUGGCCCGUUUCGGUAAAUCUCCGUAUUUGUACCCACUCUACGGACUCGGUGAACUGCCCCAAGGCUUCGCUCGGCUCUCCGCCAUCUACGGCGGAACUUACAUGCUGGAAAAGCCCAUAGACGAGAUCGUACUCGAAAACGGCAAAGUUGUCGGAGUGAAGAGCGGCGGUGAGACUGCCAAGUGCAAGCAAGUAUUCUGCGAUCCGACCUACGUUCCGGACCGUGUCGAGAAGACGGGCCAGGUGAUUCGAUGCAUCUGCCUGAUGAAUCAUCCGAUCCCGAACACCAGAGAUUCUCUUUCCUGCCAGAUCAUCAUUCCUCAGAAGCAAGUCGGCCGCAAGAGCGACAUCUAUGUUUCAAUGGUGUCCUACACUCAUCAAGUUGCUUCGAAAAACUGGUUCGUGGCGAUGGUCUCGACAACCGUCGAAACCGCGAACCCAGAGGCUGAGAUUAAACCCGGUUUGGACCUCCUCGGUCCCAUCAAACAGAAGUUCGUCCACAUCAGCGACGUCUACAAGCCCAAAGACCUCGGCGAGGAGAGCCAGAUCUUCGUUUCUCAAUCUUAUGACGCGACCUCUCACUUCGAGACGACAUGCGCGGACGUCGUAGACACCUUCCGACGCGCCACCGGUGAAGAUUUCGACUUUUCCAAAGUUCAACACGAUAACUGUGAAGUGCUGGAAUAGGUUUAGCAUUCAGUUGUAUCAAAGGGAACCUUAUAAAACAUGUUUGCUACCGCCAUCCCCGCCGCCGCCGAAUUCUCGACCGAAAAAUGAAACAGUGAACUGGCGGAGGAAGACUCCGGAACGACUAUAUGAAAAUACUGAAAAAGAACAAUAUACACAGAACUCGAUAUCAAUUCAAACAGUGGAGAAACGCUCCACUUCACGACGCAGCCAAGCGAUAUGCAGGGGAAAGAAGCAGGGAAGCCGGAAGCAGAAGCCCUGAAAACAUUCUCGACACUUACUACAACACUGUCCGUGGACAAGCUGGGCGACGGUAUCCCGGUAUCAUCCAUGUUUUGAUAAUGCCGAAAGCAGCAGCAUCGAGGGGAAGCGAAUAGCCGUAACAUUCACACCCAUAAAAUAACUCCAUGGAAAAUUAUUGGCUGGAUAUUUCAUUCUAUAAAUAUCAACGCUCGAGAACGACGAGAAGAAA